AUGAGGAAAAAGGGGGCAAAGGAAAUCCAAAUUUGCGACAAGAUUCCGAUUCCCUCUGAAGAACAAGACCAGAACAACAGAAACCAUGGGUUCACCGAAACCCAGAUCUCACUUCUCAUCAGGAAAUACCCUCGGGUACUCUUGUUCGAUCCCGAGAGCAACCUUUUCCCCAAAAUCGAAUUUUUUCACUCUAAAGGUUUUUCAACCCAAGACAUUGCUAAAUUACUAUCGACAACACCAGAAGUUUUGAGAAGAAGUUUGGAAAACAAAAUCAUCCCAUCCUACAAUUUCUUGACGGAAUUACUCAAGUCCCAAGAAAAAACGAAUGCCGCUAUUAAACACUUAGCUAGGAUUUUGUUGUAUGAUGAUCUUCAAAUAUCCGUAGCACCCAAUAUUGAAGCUCUGAGAGAAAUAGGUGUGCCCAAAUCGAAUAUUGUGACUUUCUUUACAAGUCGACCUCAAGCUUUCACGCCUAAUGCUGACAGGUUUAAGGAGAUUGUGGAGGAAGUAAAGAAAAUGGGUUUUAACCCUACAAAAGUGAUGUUUGGUGUAGCAAUUCAUGCACUGAGGGCAAUGACUAAAUCAACUUGGGAAAAGAAGGUGGAGGUUUAUAAGAGUGGGGUUUGUCUGAGGAUCAGAUUUUGGUGGCUUUUGGGAAGCAACCAUGGUUUAUGA
This is a messenger RNA of Cornus florida, 675 nucleotides long. RefSeq names its product transcription termination factor MTERF2, chloroplastic-like. Gene Ontology annotation, biological process: regulation of DNA-templated transcription; chloroplast organization. Gene Ontology annotation, cellular component: chloroplast. The transcript has 2 exons. The coding region runs from base 1 to 675 and encodes 224 amino acids. Gene Ontology annotation, molecular function: double-stranded DNA binding. The record is from RefSeq and is a predicted model, not a curated record. Lineage: Eukaryota; Viridiplantae; Streptophyta; Magnoliopsida; Cornales; Cornaceae.